AUGAUAACAAGUGAAUCAUUCGAGAAGCUGGAAAAAAAACAUGAUGUUGUUGAUUUACCUAGCCAGUAUUGGUUAGAGCCAGUUGUGUCGUUUGAUCUUCAAAACACACAAGAUUCGCAGCUGGAUGUACCAAUUACUCCAAAGGCCUUCAGGUUUUGUGCUUUUGUGAAAGUUGUGAAAGCUCCAAUCACCGACAAUGCAGCUGAUCAUAUGUUGCUCUCUUUUUAUCUGAAGCACAUGAAGCCACAAUAUGAAACAUGGUGUGCUAGCAAAAUCACUGGCAUGAAAUUGACAGGGCUAAUAGAAACUAUCAACUUCCCCAAUGCGAAGUUCAAAGUGGCGACAGGACCAACCAGUGAGGGUUACGAAUUCACACUCGUAGACUUGCCCUGUAUAUACCCAUAUGAUUGGAUCAUACUCUAUAACAUGUUGUUGAAAUAA
Lactuca saligna is the source of this 441-nucleotide messenger RNA. The record is from the annotation of a GenBank genome assembly. Lineage: Eukaryota; Viridiplantae; Streptophyta; Magnoliopsida; Asterales; Asteraceae.